AUGGUUGUGUUUACUCCAAUAUACGAUCACAGAUGGGGGCUUGCAGUGCUUGCUGUCGGGUUCUAUCUCAUUACAAAGAUACAUGGCUACUCCAAGCUGAAGGCUUUUAAAGGCCCGGUUGGUGUCGGUUUCUUCAACCACUGGAACAGCUGGGCUUUAUUUAGCAGGAGAUCCCACCUCAAGUACAAAGAAGCGUGUGAGGAAUAUGGCUCCAUCGUCCGCAUCGGCCCAAAUGACCUUCUGACCUCGUCCCCAGAACUCCUCAUGCAUAUGAGCGGUGUGCGGUCGCCAUAUUUCCGGACGUCAUGGUUCUACAAAAGCUCGAGACCCCGACCGGGAAUGGACAACGUGUUUAGCUCGUCCGGCCCUGAAGGAGAGGCCACUCAUACCAGGAAGCGUCAGCAGUUGGCUCCCGGAUACGCUGGCAAGGAGAGCCCACUGAUGGAAAGCACAGUCGACGAGCAGGUGAAGAACCUGAUGACACUGCUCAGGGAGCGGUACAAGUCAUCCGAGGCCCACGUCAAGCCCGUCAACGUGGGCUACAAGUUUUCAUUCUUUACUCUGGACGUCAUCUCGGCCCUGUCGCUCGGCAAGGCGUUUGGAGACCUCGUCAACGACCAGGACAUGCACGGCUACAUGCAGGCGGCCGAGGAGGCGUUCGGAUACCUGAACGCGAUGGCGGCCUCCCCAUUCGGGAUGUUGAUGCAGAUCCCGCUCUUCCACAACCUCUUCGGUCCGCACGAGUCGGACCCCAAGGGUCUCGGCAAGAUCGUGUCACUGGCCCGCCAGAACCUCAAGUAG
Molecule: messenger RNA, 801 nt
Organism: Pyricularia grisea
Lineage: Eukaryota; Fungi; Ascomycota; Sordariomycetes; Magnaporthales; Pyriculariaceae
Exons: 2
Coding region: 1-801 (266 amino acids)
Molecular function (GO): heme binding; oxidoreductase activity, acting on paired donors, with incorporation or reduction of molecular oxygen; iron ion binding
Source: RefSeq, a predicted model, not a curated record